Dothidotthia symphoricarpi CBS 119687 is the source of this 2839-nucleotide messenger RNA. RefSeq names its product translation initiation factor eIF-2A. Bases 457 to 2583 code for a protein of 708 amino acids. Gene Ontology annotation, cellular component: cytosolic small ribosomal subunit. Gene Ontology annotation, molecular function: translation initiation factor activity; tRNA binding; mRNA binding. Gene Ontology annotation, biological process: translational initiation. The record is from RefSeq and is a predicted model, not a curated record. NCBI's taxonomy places the organism in Eukaryota, Fungi, Ascomycota, Dothideomycetes, Pleosporales, Dothidotthiaceae. The transcript has 5 exons.
AUUCAUACAACCAUGCUGAUCCUCUGGCCAAAACAACCCCGCGAUCCCGUGUCCAACCGCGUCGUGCUCAGCGAACACGCGACAUGUCAUCGUCGAACUGACAGCGGCCGAGGGGUUUCUCCGACGCCGUAGCGCGUUCGCAACACUGUUUUCUUUCCUGGGCCUGUCCUGGGCUAUUCACUGCGCUCGUCACACGGCCCCCCUUCAAUACGCUCGCCGUGCUCCCCUCCCCCUUCUCCUCGCCCGCCCCCAUCGCCGCUGCGUGCGCCCCACAGUCUGCAAAUUUGGCCAUUCAAACCCCCAGAGCUACGUCACACUCGAAAUAUCCGACGUGUUCCCCAAACUCUUAGCCUCGCCGCCAACAACGCAACAACUCCGCUGUUGAGCCAGACUCGCGACCACCAGCACCUUGCCUGCCCGCCCACUCUGUAUCUCCUACUGUGACUUUGACUAGUCAUGGCGGCUCCCACACAGUUGGCUUAUCGCACCUCCAAGGGCAUCGGCGUCUUCAAUGCGGCUCCAGAGUACGAGCCUCUUCCCGGCUUCACACGACCUGAGGGCAACCUUCGCUGCUGCUGUUACUCGCCUGACAGCAAGUACUUUGCAUGGGCCUCGCCCGAACAAGUCUCGGUAAUCGACGCCUCGGCCGGUCACGUCAUCACUACGCUCCCCACGCCAAACGUCUUCGAGCUGGGCUUCUCUCCCCUGGGGACAUUCAUCAUAACCUGGCAGCGUCCUACCAAAGACGAAAACGGCGAUGCCACGAAGAACCUAAAGGUCUGGAGGACCGUCUCGGACGAGGCCGAGGGAGAGCACUCCGUCGUUGGCGAAUAUGUGCAGAAGAACCAGACGGGGUGGAACCUGCAGUACACCUCGGACGAGAAGUUCUGCGCGCGCGUUGUGACAAACGAGGUGCAGUUCUACCAGUCCGGGGACCUGCGCGCCCCAUGGAACAAGCUCCGCGUUGAAGGAGUGACCGACUUCGCACUAUCGCCUGGCAAAAACCAUUCAGUUGCUGUUUUUGUCCCAGAGCGCAAGGGCAUGCCAGCCUCGGUCAAGGUCUUCCAGGUUCCCCAGUUCAACGCUCCCGUCGGCCAGAAGACCUUCUUCAAGAGCGACAAGGUCCAGCUGAAGUGGAACAACUUGGGCACCAGUCUGAUCGUACUUGCGCAGACCGAGGUCGACAAGACGAACAAGAGCUACUACGGCGAAACGAACAUGUACAUCCUCAGCGCGAACGGGACUUUUGACUCGCGCAUCCAGCUUGACAAGGAGGGGCCCAUCCACGACGUCUCCUGGUCCCCAAACUCGAAUGAAUUUGGUGUCGUGUACGGAUACAUGCCAGCGAAGACGACCAUCUUCAACCACCGUGCCGUUCCUCAGCACAGCUUCGACUUGGGCCCGCGAAACACCAUCAACUUCUCCCUACACGGGCGUUUUGUUAUCGUGGCUGGUUUUGGAAAUCUGGCUGGUGAUAUGGACAUCUACGAUCUUGAGAAGAACUACGCCAAAGUGUGCACCGUCAAAGCUUCCAACUGCACCUACUGCGACUGGAGUCCUGAUGGCAAGCAUAUCCUUACAGCUAUCACUAGCCCGCGUCUCCGUGUUGAUAACGGAAUUCGCAUCUACCAUAUUAGUGGAGGUUUGAUGUACUACGAACCGAUGACGGAGUUAUACCACGUCACCUGGCGACCGGAGUCUGCUGCAGCGCAUCCUCUGGAUAAUGCGCUGACUGCGCCCGCGCCGCAUCCCUCCGCUGCGACGUUCCUCAGCACGCAAAAGACGCCUUCCAAGCCUGCCGGUGCGUAUCGUCCCCCUGGAGCACGAGGCACAACCACUCCACUUCUGUUCAAGCGCGAGGAUGAGGGUGGUGCAGCAUACUUCAACACCGGAGUGUCUUCCACCAAUGUAGGAUUUCAGAAUGGGUUUGGAAAGCCUCGUCGCCGCGAAGUGCCUGGUGCGGAGACUGUCGAAACUCUUCCACCAGGUGCCGCUCCCGGCGGUGGUGUCAGCUUGUCUGGCACUGGUGAAGGUGAUGGAGAACUAUCAAAGGCAGCUUUGAAGAACAAGAAGAAGCGAGAAGCUAAGAAAGCUCGCGAGAUUGCCGAAAAGACUGCCAAUCUCGGUGCUGACGGCAUCAACACCCCGACCGGACCGGCUAGAAGCCCCGAGCGUCGUCAGCGCAGCCAUAGCAAGAAUGGAGGCUAUGGAAACCAGACAGGAAGGAGUCCCAGUCAUCAGCGCGACUAUGGCAACAGCCCGAACCGCCAGGCUGGACGCGAGGGUCGUCCCCGCCAGAAUUUUGGCCAACAACAGAACCAACGCGCCGGCCCUACCCAGGCGCCUCCCCCGAUCCAGACCGAGAACCGUGGCCCAGCUCCAGAUCUUACCGUCACCAGUCCUGGCGACGGAGGAAAUCCUCAGGAUAAGAAGAUCCGCGGCUUGCUUAAGAAGGUCCGCGCAAUUGACGAGCUGAAGAUGAGGCAAGCUGGCGGCGAGAAGCUAGAGGAUACCCAGGUCAAGAAGAUCGCCACCGAGGAGUCGAUCCGCAAGGAGCUGAGUGGCCUGGGCUUCGUGGGCUAGAAGUCUUUGGAUAUCGUUGCAGGCUUGCGUGAGAAUUUCUCAUGUGAGUCUUGAUGAUUGGCCUGCUGCUCUCCCCACAUUUCUGUCGUCUGCUAUCUUUGGACGUUUGUUUUGUGAAUCGGUUGUACGAUCAUGCCUCGUCACAGCUGUCGCAGAGCUAGCGCCUGGCUGUGGACGCUGGGACGAAGGGGUGCAGAGUUGGAUGUCUUGGAGCGUAGACGAUGUUAGCAAAAUAGAAAACCAUUAUUCGACGAAC